Ananas comosus (pineapple) is the source of this 1565-nucleotide messenger RNA. Its product is annotated as F-box protein SKIP31. Lineage: Eukaryota; Viridiplantae; Streptophyta; Magnoliopsida; Poales; Bromeliaceae. The record is from RefSeq and is a predicted model, not a curated record. Gene Ontology annotation, molecular function: protein binding. The transcript is spliced from 9 exons. Bases 189 to 1214 code for a protein of 341 amino acids.
GGUACCCCAAAAUCGACGUCGCUUCGAACCCCCUAAUCCCAUUCACUCAUUCAUUCAUUCAUUCGUUCGUUCGUUAUAUCUCCCCCUCCCCACUCCUCAUCUUCUUCCUCCUCCUCCUUGUUUCGUCGUUUCGUGAGUAGUAGUAGUAGUAGUAGUGGUAGUAUUAGGGCUUCGUCAUUGGUUGAGCCAUGGCGGAUCGCGUCGGCGAGGACGGUGGUGACGACGACGACGAGUUCCUCGCCAACUUCCUCGAAUCCGAGAUCCUCUCCGGCGACCCCGACCCCGCCCCCGCCCCCGCCCCCCACAAGGGUUUCCUCGCCGUCUCGCGUCCUCAUUGGCUCGAUUCGUCUCAGGAGGAGGCCCCAGAUGCGGCGGAGGCGGUGGCGAGGCCGUCGAAGCGGAUCCGCGUAGAGUCGGAGAGCUCCCACGCGCAGCGGAGCAGGGCGCAGAUCGAUAGCGGCUUCUUCAGCAAGAUUCCGCCCGAACUCUUCCACAGCAUCUUCAAAUUCCUCUCUUCCGAGGACCUAAUAUCCUGCUCGCUCGUCUGUCGAUUCAUGAACUUUGCGGCCUCCGACGAGAGCCUCUGGCGUCGCCUGUAUUGCAUGAGGUGGGGUCUCACUUCUGUGAAUGGAACGCUCCGGUCUUGCGCUUGGAAGAAGCUCUACAUACAGCGCGAUCAAGAGGACAUGGUUGAAUUUGUGAGAAACACUCCAUUAGAGUUUAAGGAGUAUUAUAUUCAAAUGCAAGCAGCAAAGAGAAGCCAAGCACCCCUUCCAUCACAGUUGAAUGAUGAUAAAGUAAUCCUUGAUAGAACAGUAGCAGAUCAGGUGUCUAUGUGGAAAAGAAGUAGAGGUUUGACUGAUGAGGCAGUCGGGAGCCAUGUUUGUUCAGGAAACACAUGCUCUUACUCACAGAUUGGAGAUGUUUUCAUUUGUGAGAAGACCGGCCGUGUGCAUGUGUGUGAUGAUACUUGCCGUGAGGUUAUCUUGGACCAGUCUAGCGGACUUCUUGUCUGCACUAUUUCCGGACACUGUUUUGAUCGAUUGCUCUCUCCUGAAGAGGAAUCGGAUUGCUACGAUGCGGAUCCAUUACAAGGAGGUGUGGCGGAUGAAGCAGAACCAUUUAUGGGUUCUGGUCGCUUUGCACGCGCAUAUUUGCUGGGCUACAACUGCGCGGACGAGAAGGAACUGAAAGCAGCUUUAAGGUUUUGCUGAUGCACUCUCUAGUGGUGUGAUCAUCCAAUUUUGAUGGGUCUGGGAAAUGAUGGUAACCUGCAUGAAAUAACAACCACCAACUUCACCACUUGAAAUAGGUUGAUCAUUGUUUAACUCCGAUAUAAAUUAAUAGCCAGAGCAUCCAUCAGUAUUGUUAGUUAAAAACCUUUCAUAGUAUUGUAUAGAUUUUCCUCUCUUUUUUUUUUCCCUUGUUGGUUAUUUUAUCUGGAAUGUUGUAAUAUCCUUUUUUUCUUAGAAAGGAUGCAAGUGAUUGUUAAAGGAACUAGUUAUGAUAUUCAUAGUGAUUGCAAAACUGCUCAAGUGAACUCACUUGUGGCCUGCUUUCUACUC